Messenger RNA from Acomys russatus (golden spiny mouse), 1147 nucleotides. RefSeq names its product transmembrane protein 33 (gene Tmem33). The transcript has 9 exons. Gene Ontology annotation, biological process: endoplasmic reticulum tubular network organization; membrane organization. The record is from RefSeq and is a predicted model, not a curated record. Lineage: Eukaryota; Metazoa; Chordata; Mammalia; Rodentia; Muridae. Bases 198 to 938 code for a protein of 246 amino acids. Gene Ontology annotation, cellular component: endoplasmic reticulum; membrane.
UCUCAACGUCCCCGCCUCACUCACACGGAAAUGAAAGUACCACUUCCGGUUUUGCGUCCAGGGGAGCCGGAGGCGUUAAUCGGCCCAUUAUAGCACCUUACUCGGGAACUCCGCCUUUCCCUGGGUCUUUCUGGAAAGGCAGUUUUGAUCUGGACCGAGCGGGACAGCGUCCCGGGCUCCUGCGUGUCUCCCCCGCGAUGGCGGAUACGACCCCGAACGGCCCCCAAGGGGCAGGUGCUGUGCAAUUCAUGAUGACCAAUAAACUGGACACAGCAAUGUGGCUCUCUCGUUUGUUCACAGUUUAUUGCUCCGCUUUGUUUGUCCUGCCUCUUCUGGGGUUGCAUGAAGCAGCAAGCUUUUACCAGCGUGCUUUGCUGGCAAACGCUCUCACCAGUGCUCUGAGGCUGCACCAAAGACUGCCACACUUCCAGCUGAGCAGAGCGUUCCUGGCUCAGGCGUUGUUAGAGGACAGCUGCCACUACCUGCUGUAUUCGCUCAUUUUCGUCAACUCCUACCCUGUUACAAUGAGUAUUUUCCCAGUCUUGUUAUUUUCUUUGCUUCAUGCUGCCACGUACACUAAAAAAGUCCUUGAUGCAAAGGGAUCAAAUAGUUUACCUCUGUUGAGAUCAGUCUUGGAUAAAUUAAGUACUAACCAACAAAAUAUUCUGAAAUUUAUUGCUUGUAAUGAAAUAUUCUUGAUGCCUGCUACAGUUUUUAUGCUUUUUAGUGGCCAAGGAAGUUUGCUCCAGCCUUUUAUAUACUACAGAUUCCUUACUCUUCGAUAUUCCUCCAGAAGAAACCCGUAUUGUCGGAACUUGUUCAAUGAGCUGAGGAUUGUUGUUGAGCACAUUAUAAUGAAACCGUCCUGCCCACUGUUUGUGAGAAGACUGUGUCUGCAGAGCAUUGCCUUCAUUAGCAGACUGGCACCAACAGCUUGAAAUUUCCUAGCCAUUUGCAGCAGCAGUUCAGAUGCCUUUGAAAGGAUGUGCUGAAGACUGAGCAUGUGAUCACACGUGUGUGUCCUGAGAUAAUGAAGACUGUUCUGUAGAUUACAUGCUUGUCCAGCAAAUAGGACUCAAAAGGUUGAAUGGAAAGGGUUAUGGGUAAGGUAAUUAAUGGGGAGUGGGCCUGGGCGCAGCUGAGCAGA